AUGGCCGCCUCUAUCGCACUCUCUUCCGGAGCGUCUCUUCUCGCCGCUCCUCGCGUUCACAUCCAGCCAACCGUGAGGUCACGAGUCGGUCAACGGGUGGGUCCCGCGAGGGCUCUAUUCGGCGGCGGCAAGGACGGCGAUCUGAGCGCCGAUGGCGCCAAAAACGCGGGGCCGUUCGGCAACAUGGCGAAUCUGUUCGAGACGGUGCGCAAGGCGCAGCAGGUGGUGCAGGUGGAGGCCGUCAAGGUGCAGAAGGAACUCGCCGCGGCUGAGUUCGACGGCUACUGCGAAGACGAGCUCGUAAAGGUGACGCUGACUGGCAACCAGGAGCCAUGCCGGUGUGAAAUCACCGAUGCUGCUAUGGAGCUCGGGGCAGAGAAGCUGGGCGAGCUGAUCACAGAGGCAUACAAGGACGCCCAUCAGAAGAGUGUCACGGCGUAUUCUAACUUCAAAGAGAUCCUCAAGGCGUUGCGCAAUCCCGAAACCCAAGCCGCCGCGAGAAGGUUCCUGGCGGCGCUGGAGGCGGCGAUGCCAGCGGAGCCCGCGGAGGAGGUGAUGCGCACCUUCAACUUCCGCAUCCACACGCUCGCGCUCUCCCCGCUCCCCCACUCCGACCACGACCCUGCAGGGACACAUCAAAACGGAGCUGCUGGCGCCGCCAGCACCAAUGGCAAUGGAGCCGCAGGGGAGAGCACAAGCAGCAGUGCAGGAGGAGCGCGGCAGACGCUAGCGCUGGUGGAGCUGCCGUCCAUCUUCAUCCCCGAGGACUGGUCCUUCACCUUCUACGAGGGCCUCACCCGCCACCCUGACGCCGGGUUCACGGGCCGCGAUGUCGCCGAGCUGGGGUGCGGCAACGGGUGGAUCUCCAUCGCCCUCGCGCACCGCUGGGCGCCCAGGAAGGUGUACGGGUUGGACAUCAACCCGCGGGCGGUGCAGGUAGCGUGGAUAAACCUGUACCUCAACGCGCUCUCCCCACUGGACGGGCUGCCCGUGAGGGACAGCGAGGGCCUGUCGCUGCUGGACCGCUGCGAGUUCCUCGAAUCCGACCUGCUGGGGGCGCUCUCUCAGCGCGGGGUCACUCUCGACCGCAUCGUCGGCUGCAUCCCCCAGGUGCUGACACCAGACCCCAAGGCGGCGCUCAAGAUAGUAUCGGAGACGAUGAGUGAGGAGUUUCUCUACUCGCUCUCCAACUACUGCAGCCUGCAGGGGUACGUCGAGGACCAGUUCGGCCUCGGCCUCAUUGCCCGCGCCGUCGAGGAGAGCAUCGCCGCGCUCAAGCCCGCGGGUGCGCUGCUGAUGAACAUGGGCGGCCGCCCCGGCAUGGCGGUGUGCGAGCGCCUGUUCCGCCGCCGCGGGUUUGAGAUCCAGAGGCUGUGGCAGACGCGGGUGUUCCAGGCGGCGGACACGGACAUACAGGCGCUGGUGGAGAUCGAGAGGCAGAGCCGGCACCGCUUUGAGUUCUUCAUGGGGCUCGGCAUGGGGGCGGCUACUACCGGUGAUGAGCCCAUCAGUGCGCGGACGGCGUAUGCGUUUGCCAAGGCGGGUGGGAGGAUUGCGCACGGGCUCACGGUGUUUGAGUGCCGCCUGCGCCAGCCCAACCACGUGAGUGGUAUUGGGGCGUGGGGGCGUGGCGUGCUGGUCCAUGUCGUGAAGGAGCUGUUCCGGUGGCUGGCGCGCCCAGAGUACGCAGCGACGCGCAGUGCAGUGGACCUCGCCUUCACCUCCACCGCCGUGGCAGACGAGAAGACGCCCUUCCUCGCCACGCUGCUGCGCACGCUGCACCACGCCUCCCUCGCCCCCGCGCCCUCUGCCUCCCUGACCCCCUCCCCCCCCGCACUGUGCCCGUCGGACGAGCCCCCUGCGGGCACGCUGCGCUUCCGCUCCCAGGUCGCCGGCUUCCUCCGCCUCUACUUCCGCGCCCCCCUCUCCGCCCAGAACGUGGUGGUGCUGCCCACGAGGGCCACAGCAGUGGAGAACAUUCUGCGCCUCUACCUGCCCGGCCUCGCCCUCGUUGACGCCUCCCUCACUCGCCACCUCCCCCCCUCCUGGCUCGCCUCUGCCCCGCCUGAUGGCCCGCCCUCAGAUGCCACCACUCACGCUCAGUCCACCCCGGUGGUGCUGGAGGCUCCCAGGCGCAGCGACCUGCUGCUGAAGCUGCUGCGCGCGCUGCGCCCGGCCGUGCUCAUCGCGGCACUCCCCGACUUUGAGAUGCGCUCGCCCACGGCGGUGCACCUGCUGCUGGCGGCCGCAGCGGAGACGCACACGCGCGUCUUCUUCGACAUCUCCGACCACCUCGAGCUCUCCAGUGUGCCGCCCAGCAACGGCGUGCUACAGUACCUCGCGGAGCAGGCGCUGCCGCCCCACGCGGGGGUGAUCUGCGGUCUGGUGCGCAACCAGGUGUACAGCGACCUCGAGGUCGCCUUCGUGCUGGCGGAGUCGCGGGCGCUGCUGGCGUGGCUGGCGGGGAUGGGCGAGCUGACGUACUUCAGAGUGGCGCGCAUGAAGCAGCUCUACUACGGCUGCCUGCUCGACGAGCUCCUCUCCUUCCAGAUCCCCGACCGCCACACCGUCGCUGAGCGGCCACUGCAGGACGACCCGCCGUCGUCGCCCUUCAUCUCCAUCCACCCCAAUGCUGCACGCGCCUUCAACCACCCCACCCUGCGCACCCUCUCCCUCACCCACGCCCUCGCCUCGCCCUCCUCCUCCUCCUCCUCCUCCACCACCACCGCCACCACGGGCAGCACAGCAGCAGCGCAGGCAGGGGCGGGCCCCACAGUGCGCAUGGACGUGGGGUCGGGAGCGCUGCCAGCGCCAUCAGUGGUGCAGCCGCUGGUGGUGGAGGCGUUCGUGCGCCAACACCUCAGUGACGCCGAGACCGACCCCCGCACUGAGAUCCUGCACUUGCUGCACCGUGAGUUUGGGGUGAGGGCGGAGGGCACGACGGUGGUGACGGGGGACGGGUCGCGGGUGCUGUUUGUGCGCCUCAUGGCGGCCUGUGCUGCCGAGGGCGGCACGGCAGUGUUCCCAGCGGGCUCGUACGGCACGUGUCUGGCGGCGGCACGCCUGUGUGGCUGCCAGGUCAACGUGCUGCCCGUCACCUCGGCGGACACGCGCUUCACCCUCACUGCGGACCAGCUGGAGGCAGCGCUAGCAGGGAUCACCCGGCCGUGGCUGGUGCUGUCAGCGCCGGUGGUGAACCCCACGGGGGCGCUCUACUCGCCCGCCCACCUGGCGUCGCUGCUCGCCGUGUGCAUGCGCGUGGGCGCGCGGGUCAUCCUCGACUCCGCCUUCCACUCCCUCACCUUCCACGCCCUACCCCACCUGCUCCUUGAACCCUACCUGGGCCGCACGGGGGAUGACGUGGAUGGGGAGGGAGAGGGAGAGGGAGAGCGGAGGGAGAAGGCGCACGAGCACUAUGCGCUGGUGCUCAUGGGGGACCUGUCACCUCAGCUGUCCACGCUGGGCAUCCAGUUUGCCUACGUGGCAUUCUGGGAGUCGUCCUUCAAGGAGGCCCUCAGCACCGCGGUGCCACCUCAUCGCACACUGCGCUUUGCUGUCAAGCGGAUGCUAUCCAACGAGGUGGCGGCUGAGCUGGCAGGGGAGAUGGCAGUACGGCGCGAGCAGCUGCAGCAGAGGGCGGACCAGCUCUGCCAGGUUCUCUCAAGCUGUGGCUGGGACCCCAUUCGUCCAGAGGGCGGAAUAUUCCUGGUGGCACGCCCUACAGCCUACGAGGGCAAGCAGUUCACGUACCAGCCGCCGUCAACCAACGGCGAUCAAGAGCCGCAGCCUGUCACAGUCACACUCGAUAGUGUCAAUAUAUCCGAGGCUUUGUUCUCGACGACAGGGCUGAUGAUCAACAACAGCGACUGGACGAGCAUUCCCGGCUACUGCCGCUUCGUGCUGCUCCUCGACGACCACCGCUUCACCCUCGCCCUUCAGUGCCUGGACAAGUUCCACAAGCUGGUUCUUGCCAGCUAG
Molecule: messenger RNA, 3978 nt
Organism: Closterium sp. NIES-65
Lineage: Eukaryota; Viridiplantae; Streptophyta; Zygnematophyceae; Desmidiales; Closteriaceae
Source: the annotation of a GenBank genome assembly